This is a messenger RNA of Pocillopora meandrina, 1453 nucleotides long. Lineage: Eukaryota; Metazoa; Cnidaria; Anthozoa; Scleractinia; Pocilloporidae. The record is from the annotation of a GenBank genome assembly.
AUGACGAAGCUUCUGAUCCUCGCUGCUUUGUUAUUUGUCUCAUUCAAAACAGGAAUAAGUUCCGGGGGAACAACCACCAGUCCUCAACAACAGAAUCCACAAACUGGUGCUGACAAAGACCCCUGUGAGGUACUCUUAAGCAUGCUUUAUCCACGAUUAUUUACUACAAAAUCGCAUGUACUUCAUGAAGCGUUCAUUUGUCAUCCCUCGGUUUACCACUAAUGUCUGCCAAGCUAAGCGCAAAACAAAUCCCUAAUCAAUCAUAAAUUUUCAAAGACAAAGUGGAACAUUGCUGCAAAAAAUUUUCUCUUAGGGAUAUCUAUACAACGUUACGAGAUCAUUCAAUGUUCCAAGCUGUUUCUCGUACGCUGAAACUAAAUUCUCAACAUGAUUAGUUUCUAAAGAAACUGCUGUGCUACUUCGGCGGACAAGUAAUUAUCAAUGAACAUCAAGUACAUCCAUCCAAUAACUAUAUGUUUCAUUUUCUUCCUCAGAAAUCCAUUUUUGCUCACGGAUUUUCUUGGAUUCUAGGAUCGAGUGGCAUGCCGGGAAUUCCUGGCGCCACGGGGCCGCAAGGACAAAUAGGAAGAGAUGGAGCUAAGGGGGAGCCUGGUGUCAAGGGACCGAGAGGUACGACGGGAGCAAGAGGAGGAAAAGGAAAUCCAGGUUCACCUGGUAAAAAUGGUGCACCUGGAAUGAUGGGAGUAAUAGGAAAUAAAGAUGAUGAAGGGUCAGGUGGCAGCAGUGGACUGCCAGGAAUCAAGGGUGUGAAAGGAGAGCAGGGAUCUAAAGGAGAGAAAGGAGAAAUCGUGAAUAGUGUAGUGUCACAGACCAACUGGAAACAGUUUGCGUGGAAAAAUCUUAAUGGUAAUAGAGAUAGUGGAAGGAUUAAGGUACACAAGUAUCUACAAAAUGCAAUGAAAAAUAAAUUAAAUGUCAGAGCAAAUUUAUUACGGCCAUCUCUGAAAGAGAUGUUUGAGAAAUGGCACGAAACCAAAAAUAUCAAUUAACAAUUCGGUGCAUUCUCGCAGGCAGGAAAACUGCAAGGUCAUCAUCAAAUUGUUUCCUCUAGCACGAUGUUCUUAUAAAACAUUUUUUUGCACUAAGACUGUCUUCUUGGCAUUUUUUAUAGGAUUGCUCAUUCAAAAAGCAGCAAUCUGAUACAGCUAUUAACGUUUCAUUCCAGGGAAAUAUGAGAGUCUUUGGCACUUCAACUAAAUGCAAUCGGUGGUUCUUCAAGUUUAAUGGAAAUGAAUGCAGUGGACCAAUGACAAUCGAGGCUGCUGUGCGCAACGAUUGGCCAUCUGGGAGUCCUAAUCGGCUUCAUCACAGAUCAUUUGAGGGAUACUGUGAAAACAUUCCACAGGGCAGGGUUAGUGCGGAGUUAUGGGUAGGAAAGUGUCCCGGUCACUGGGUAGUGCUUACACUGGAUGGAACUCAGUAUCCCGGAUAA